Molecule: messenger RNA, 927 nt
Organism: Linum tenue
Lineage: Eukaryota; Viridiplantae; Streptophyta; Magnoliopsida; Malpighiales; Linaceae
Source: the annotation of a GenBank genome assembly
AUGAAGAAGACGGCUUCAAAGUUACACAAGCAAGCUGAAUCAGAGCAAGACAUUGAGACUUUGAAGAAGACUCUUGGUGAGAUUGAAGCCGAGAAGGAAGUUGUUCUUCUUCGGUACCAACAAACCUUGGAGAAGGAACAUAAGAAUGCCGGUGGGCUUGAUGAAAGAGCAACCAGAGCUGAAAUCGAGAUUAAGAUCCUGAAGGAAACACUUGCCAAGUUAGAAGCUGUGAGAGAUGUUGGGUUGCUUCAGUACAACCAGUGCUUAGGAAACAUAUCAAGCAUGGAGAAUAUGAUAUCUCAGACUCAGGAGCACGCUAAGGGGCUCAAUGACAGGGCAAUGAAAGCCGAAACAGAAGCACAGAGACUUAAACGAGAUCUUUCCGGAUUGGAGUUCGAGAAGGAAGCUCGUCUUUUGCAGUACAACCAAUGUCUUGAAUUGAUAUCUCUCCUGGAGAAAAGAAUUUCACUAGCUGAGGAAAAUGCCAGGAUGCUUAACGAGCAAGCUGAGAAAGCUGAAACUGAAGUUAAUUCACUGAGGCAAGCUGUUGAUGAACUGAAGAAAGAGAAAGAAGCUGUUGAGCUAAGAUAUGAGCAGUGCCUUGAGAAAAUAGCCAUGAUGGAGAAUAAAAUAUCUCGAGCACAAGAGGAUGUUAAGCGACUGAACAGUGAAGUGGUGAUGGGUGCUGCGAAACUUAAAGUUGCAGAAGAACAUUGUUUUCUGUUGGAGAAGUCAAAUCGGUCUCUGCAGUUAGAGGCUGAAAAUUUGGUCCAAAGGAUAGCAAUAAAGGAUCAAGAACUCUUGACCAAGGAAAUUGAAUUGGACAAGCUUCAUACUUUACUGGAAGAGAAGAACUCACAGUUUGCCCAGAUUGAAGCCAACUUGCAAACUUUGCAAAAGUUGCACUCACAGUCACUAGAAGAGUAG